Cuscuta campestris is the source of this 949-nucleotide messenger RNA. The record is from the annotation of a GenBank genome assembly. Lineage: Eukaryota; Viridiplantae; Streptophyta; Magnoliopsida; Solanales; Convolvulaceae.
UAUUAAUUUUGUUAAAUACACCAAUUGAGAAAAUUUAUUUUAUUAUGGUACAAUGACUCAAAUUUCUUUAUGUCGUACAGGGCACCCGAUUUCUGGGAGACGGUCCUGCAUCCAUAUUCCCCAAGAGAUCAUUAUUACAGUUUUGCCAUCCCAUUAUGACCCACAAAGAGGGAAACUAAGAAAAUACUCCGUAGUAAACUAACCAUUAAGUUAUAAGUUGAUACCAUUUCAAAGAUUUGUGAAAGAAUCUUGGGGCUAUAAAUAAAAUGUAUAGAAGCAACUUAACGGCAUACCCUGAUUUUCAAUCAUUCACCGCAAAGGCUUGUUUUACUCUGUACUACUUACUUCAUAGCAUAAUUGAAGACUAUGGUCACAUUUACAUUGGAAAAGAGAAUUUGAAUAAUGUCUCACACUCAGCUCUUCUCUCUCUCUAUCUCCCAACUCCCCCUUUAUGGACGCAGGAGAACCUCAAACUCCUCCCCCCGGCUCAAACUCCUCAAUGCAGAUCACACAAGUAUCCGUCACGUCUCCCGCAGCUGGAUCGAAGGGGCGGCGCGCGCGGGAGACGUGCGGCCAACUCCACCUCCGCCGAGUUUUCUCUCGUUCCCAGCCUCACCUACACCUACAUGGACGCAGAAAUGCCGAACAUCUCAAGGCCAUUUCUCCGCUACACGGUCAUCGUGCUCGUCAUGGUGGCCGUCGUGCUCGUCGUGGUGGCGGCGGUAUGCCUCCUGAGGUGCCUCUAUCGCUGUUUCCGCCGCUGCUGCCUCCGCGAGACGGCGGAGGAGUAGUUGGUUGGUUUUCUUCCUAGCUAGAUUUGGUUCCUUCUCCAUCCUCUUCUUCUUUUAAUGUUAUGUUUGUAGAUUUGGUUCCUUCUCCCUCCUCUUCUUCUUUUAAUGUUAUGUUUGUAGAUUUGGUUCUUAGAUUUGGUUCCAUGACCUUCUCCUUU